UAUAUUCAUGGUGGUGUUAAUCUGCAUCCUCGUGUUUGUCAUCAGCGUAUUCUAAAAUUGUAUUUAAAAUAUUAAACAGUGUACACAAUAUAAAAUAUAAAUUUUUUACGGAAAAAUUAUUGUUGAAGUAAUGAAAUACUAAAAAAUAAUACUGCAUAUAGUGAGAAACUAAAGUGAAUUGUGUUGUACCAAAAAUAGUACUAACAAAGCGCAGAAACCAAACUCGUUUUUUUUUUGUUUUGUGCGACAUUCAUUUAUAUUUUUCGAAAGAACAUAACAACUCUUCAAAAAUUGUCAAAAUAUUUAAUUGAUUCAUCAUAGUGUUUUGGUUAAGUUAUAUAUAUUUAAAAAAGAAUGGCCGACGUAAGCGAUGCCAGCGAUGUUUUUGAUUUGGAAUUGCACGAGGAAGAAGUUGCUCCUGAUUCAGAUGACGAUAAAAUUGAGUUGGACGUUGAUAUAGAACCAGAAUUAAGCAUACAUAUACAACAGGAAGCUGAAGGUCUCGAAACAAUUCAGCUUUCCGAAGAAAAUGUAAAUCCAGGAAAACUCAAACUUGGUCCAAAAGAUUUUGAAUUAAAAAAAGUGCUUGGAAAAGGUGGAUAUGGUAAAGUUUUCCAGGUCCGAAAAACUGCUGGACGUGAUGCUAACAAAUACUUUGCUAUGAAAGUGCUUAAGAAAGCAUCAAUAGUCACAAAUCAAAAAGAUACUGCACAUACAAGAGCUGAAAGAAAUAUUCUAGAAGCUGUCAAGCACCCAUUUAUAGUUGAGCUUGUAUAUGCCUUUCAAACUGAUGGCAAGUUAUAUUUAAUUUUAGAAUAUUUAAGUGGAGGUGAAUUAUUUAUGCAUUUAGAACGAGAAGGUAUAUUUUUAGAGGACACUACAUGUUUCUAUUUAAGUGAAAUCAUAUUGGCUUUAGGACAUUUACAUAACCUAGGUAUUAUUUAUCGCGAUUUAAAACCUGAAAACAUAUUACUAGACGCGCAGGGUCACGUUAAAUUAACCGAUUUCGGUUUAUGUAAGGAGCAUAUACAAGAAGGAAUAGUAACUCAUACAUUUUGUGGGACUAUCGAAUAUAUGGCUCCUGAAAUUUUAACUAGAAGCGGACAUGGAAAAGCAGUUGAUUGGUGGUCUCUCGGUGCACUUAUGUUUGACAUGUUAACCGGAAUGCCGCCAUUUACUGCUGACAGUCGCAAGAAAACAAUUCAAAUUAUUUUAAACGCUAAACUAAAUUUGCCAGCCUACCUCACACCAGAUGCUAGAGACUUAGUACGAAGACUAAUGAAACGCCAAGAACCACAAAGACUGGGUAGUGGUCCAGAAGAUGCUGCGGCUGUGCAAGCACAUCCAUUCUUUAAGCAUGUUAGUUGGGAUGAUGUAUUAGCGAGACGUUUAGAACCACCAAUAAAACCAAUUUUGAGAAGCGAAGAUGAUGUUUCUCAAUUUGACACACGUUUCACAAAGCAAAUACCUGUAGAUUCUCCCGAUGAGAGAAGACUUAGCGAGAGUGCCAAUUUAAUUUUCCAAGGUUUCACAUAUGUAGCUCCAUCUAUACUAGAAGAAAUGCAACGUGCUAAUCGUAUGCCCGCACGUUCACCACGUCGUACCCCACGAAAUCAUGAUGGAUCCUACAGAUUACAAUUUCCUGCACAAAGAGCUAUGUAUGCACGCGCAACUCCACCGCAUCUUCAAACUUUUGCACCACGUCCGUCGCCUCAGGAUGAAAUGAUGGAUGUACAAGGUUUGCCGAUUGUGUAGUCGACUUAUAUAAAUUGCUAUGGAUGGAAAUUUUGUGUGUGAGUGUAUGCAUGUGCGGAUUCGUAUAAAAGGAAAAUUAAAAGGGGAAUUCGGUAUAAUCGCCAAAAAAACUACAACAGUUAUUAAGUUUAAAUAUUUGAAAAAAAAGAAAAGAUUUAAAAUAAAAAAAAGUAUAUAUGUAUAGUUACAAUAACUGCUUAAAUUUUUGGUUCUCGAUUUUGUUGUUAUCAUAAAAAAAUAAGCAACAACACUAUACUAAACUGUUACUUCGAUAGUACUAUUAUAAGUAAAAUAAAACUAUUACAUAUUAACUAUAAUGAUUUAAAAAACAAAAAAAAACUAUUUUUACUAUGAAAUAUAAGAAGCAAAUACACAAUAUACAAUGAACUUUUAAUUAAAAAUGUACAACUUAAUAAAAAACGAUAAAAUUUAAAAAUACUGACUUAAAGAAAAAGAAUAAAGAAUUUGAGCGAAUUAGUGCCUGCCGAUUGAAAUUAAUUAAGUAUCUAAUCAUCUGUUAAUGAAACGAAACGAGGCAUCACAGAAUACUUAUAUAUAAAUAUUAUAUCGCUCAUAUCCUUUGUAUUAUAAAUUUAAAUAAUAUUUUUUGAUUAAUUUUGAUUUUUUGAUUAUUUAUGAUAUAAAAGAUAUGAAUAAAAAAUUUCUAUUUAUAAUAUAAUUUAAAAAACUUA
Messenger RNA from Teleopsis dalmanni, 2447 nucleotides. It is a transcript of the gene S6k, whose product is annotated as ribosomal protein S6 kinase beta-2. NCBI's taxonomy places the organism in Eukaryota, Metazoa, Arthropoda, Insecta, Diptera, Diopsidae. Bases 355 to 1755 code for a protein of 466 amino acids. Gene Ontology annotation, biological process: protein phosphorylation; signal transduction. The transcript has 10 exons. The record is from RefSeq and is a predicted model, not a curated record. Gene Ontology annotation, molecular function: protein serine/threonine kinase activity; ATP binding.